AUGAGUGACAAAGAUGGAAACACAACAUGCAAAACCAAUUCUCUUCAUCCUGUCUACACGGUGACUAAUAUACAGAACAAAAUCAGAGUGCUUGAUCGUACGAAUGUGAAUUACUCAUCUUGGGUAAAACUAUUCCAACUUCAUGCACGUGGAUACAAAGUUCUCUCAUACAUCGAUGGCACAAAAUCCCCAAUCAAGGCCAAACCUCUGUAUGAAUCUUGGGUAGAGAUUGAUGUCAUUUUCCGUCAAUGGAUAUAUGGAACUAUAUCAGAUGAUCUCCUGGUCAGAGUUCUUGUAACUGAAUCCACAGCUCUUGAAGCAUGGACUCGUAUCAAAAACAACUUUCUUAACAACAAAGGCUCCCGAGCAGCCGCCUUGGAGCAAGAAUUCAUGAACUUGACUCUCAAAGCCAUGCCCUCUCUUGAAGCCUACUGUCAUCGGCUCAAAUAA
This is a messenger RNA of Lactuca sativa (garden lettuce), 450 nucleotides long. RefSeq lists its product as uncharacterized. The record is from RefSeq and is a predicted model, not a curated record. NCBI's taxonomy places the organism in Eukaryota, Viridiplantae, Streptophyta, Magnoliopsida, Asterales, Asteraceae.